Messenger RNA from Parasteatoda tepidariorum (common house spider), 789 nucleotides. RefSeq lists its product as uncharacterized. NCBI's taxonomy places the organism in Eukaryota, Metazoa, Arthropoda, Arachnida, Araneae, Theridiidae. The record is from RefSeq and is a predicted model, not a curated record.
UUUCUUUUAUCACAUGCAUGGGGCAGGAUAUCAAAACAUUCUUAUCAAAAUAAUUUAUAAAAGCUUCAAACAAAGCACAAUAUCCUAUUUUGUGAAGUUAAAAGAUUAAAGAUGAAGUUGUUGUUAGCUUUAGCCCUCGUUUUGGUUUCUUUGAGUGUGACGUACGGAAAAUUGUGCACCACGGCAGACGAUUGUGAUGACGACAGAUGUUGUGUAGCGUUGACAGUGUCGAGUAUGAAAAAAAAAGGAAUUUGCCUAAAGUUAAACAGAUUAGGUGCCAGAUGCAGUGAAUGGGAAGCUAAACAAGAUUAUUAUGGUGGAAAGUUCAUGCACUAUUGCCCGUGUGGAGACGGUAUGGCAUGCAAACCUAAAGGAUUAAGACCAGGAGUUACAGAUAUGCCAUCAAAAUUAAGCAAAAUGAGAUGCCAAAAAGAGGAUAAGACUUCUCCAUCAGUCGAAAAAGAGAGUAAGAUGACUUCUCCAUCUGUCGAAAAAGAUACAAAAAAGCCAGAAGAGGAGACUACAAAGGCAGAAGUAGUAGUUGAAAUAACUUCCACGGAAACGCCGACAUCUACGGAAGAAGUAGUAGUUGAAAUAACUUCCACAGAAACGCCGACAUCUACGGAAGAAGAACCUAAAAUCGACGAUGAGCUCGAGCCUGACCCAGACGAAGAACCCGAACCUGAACCAGACAUUGAAUAGUAACCUGAACUAGAUGUUGAUAAGAGUUUUAAUAUAAUGAUAAUGUAUUUAUAAAUAUUUAAGAAUUAUUAAAAUAUUUUACAGAUU